UUUUUUUAAAUAUAAAUUUAUUUUAAUAAUAUAAUAAUAAUAAACAAAAUAAUUGGUAUCUGCGCAGAAAGUUCAUCUGCGCUUGAUUAAGUUUAACGAAGCAUGUUUAAUUGUUCAUCAGUCUGAAAACUAAUCUUUGUAGAAAAUGUCGUCAGUUACAUAUAGCGUUUUAUUUUUUAUUAUUACAUUAAUAAAAAUCCCCAUUUCAGAUAUAUAUGCUUCAAAAAUUUACACUUUAGACGUUCCACUCGUUGUACGUAAUGGAACUGGACCAAUUGAUCUUUCCUGUAUUUAUAAUAUCAAAGAAAAAGAAAACGGUCUCGUAAUAAAAUGGUAUCAUAAUAUUGACCAAAUUUAUCAAUGGAUACCGCCAAUGCCACCUCAAGAUACAGGAGUAAUAAAUGGAUUUACCGAAUAUUCUGAACAAAGUUUAAAAUAUUUUAAUUCAAGAUCUAUCAUACAUUUAAAAAUGGCUAUUGUUGAAAUGAGUGGACAAUAUACUUGUACAAUUAGCACAUUUCAAGAAGAAGAUAUGAAAAGAACAAAAAUGAUUGUUUAUGUGCCUGAAACUGAUAUAACUAUUCAUGUCUCUUCUUUCAAUAAAAAUCAUUUAAAUUUAACAUGUAUAGCAAACGGAGCACAGCCACGACCAAUAUUAAAAAUUUAUAUAGAAGGAAUUGAAGUAAAUAAUUAUUAUGAUAAAACUGUAAAAAUAUUGGAAUAUAAGACUAUUCUUUCUGCAAAACGCAGUGCAAUCAUAAAAAAUCCUCUAGAACCGUUACUUUUGGAGUGUGAAAUUUCUAUACCACAUACGGAUUAUAAGCGCAGAGAAAGAAUCAUUUACUAUCCCACGCAAAUGCUAUCACAAAUGAGUAUUGCAUCAAACUAUCGAAUUGAUAGUAUUACUAUUAUUUUCUAUAUAGUGUUAUUAUUAAAAUAAAUAAAUAUACAUAUCGGAAAUAUAAAAAAAUAUAA
Apis mellifera (honey bee) is the source of this 975-nucleotide messenger RNA. RefSeq lists its product as uncharacterized. NCBI's taxonomy places the organism in Eukaryota, Metazoa, Arthropoda, Insecta, Hymenoptera, Apidae. The transcript has 5 exons. The record is from RefSeq and is a predicted model, not a curated record. The coding region runs from base 146 to 940 and encodes 264 amino acids.